Messenger RNA from Alligator sinensis (Chinese alligator), 5672 nucleotides. It is a transcript of the gene ADGRD1, whose product is annotated as adhesion G protein-coupled receptor D1. Lineage: Eukaryota; Metazoa; Chordata; Crocodylia; Alligatoridae. The transcript has 27 exons. The record is from RefSeq and is a predicted model, not a curated record. Gene Ontology annotation, cellular component: membrane. Gene Ontology annotation, biological process: adenylate cyclase-activating G protein-coupled receptor signaling pathway; cell surface receptor signaling pathway. Gene Ontology annotation, molecular function: G protein-coupled receptor activity. The coding region runs from base 662 to 3376 and encodes 904 amino acids.
GAAAAGAGACAGCAGCAACACGAUAUAAAUAGAGUACCAGAAUGGGACAAAGUUUGAGAAGAAAGCAUGACAUCACUCAGACUUACUCUCCACCCAAAAAGAUCUGGGAUGGAGGUGCAAACGUGAGCCAGACAAGCGAGGAGCUAGCAACACAGUUCAAUCCAAUUCCUAAGGAAACAGUGAGAGUCAGAUGUCCAGUGGAGCAGAAGGGGCUACUUUUUUAUGAUGAGAACCAAAACUGACUUCAGAUCUCUGACAAAGUAAAAAUAAUUGGAUAAAAGAAAAAAAAAGAAAAAGAAAACCACAGACAGCAAACACUGUAAAAUAAGAUCUCUUCUUUUGGCACAAAUAACAGCAGAACUACUUGCAUUCUUUCUGUGCAAUUGCACAAUUUUUGGAUCUUAUUAUUUUUAUCUUAUGAUUUUGCUCCAGUCAUGGUUAUGUGUUUUUUGGUAAUUCAAGUGAUCCACAUUUAAAGCAAGCAAAUAUUCAUGAAGGCUCUGGAAGAAUAUAUUGCUUUCUCACUGGAAGAAUGGAGUUUCUGAACCUGUGUGGAAAAUGCAGAUUUUAAAAGAAAAAAAGUAGCAAAGGAGAACUUGUGUUCAUGAUUGAAAUCUCCCAGGAAUUAGAUCUCAAUUGCACUUGAAAACGCAAAAGGACCAUGAAGAAUUUGUUGUCUCUGCUCUGUUAUUAUUUGCUGCAGAUUUUAUUUCAGUCUAAAUAUCAGGUGUAUGGAAACUAUUCCUGGCUACCUAAACACCCAGGGUUCAAAGUUUUAGCCUCAGCUUCCCACUACUGGCCACUGGAAGAUGUAGAUGGAAUCCAUGAGCUUCGGGAUACAAGUGGAGCUCUAAGAAUCCACAACUUCACUGUGCUUCCUUCCCAUAACUCUACCUUUGUAUAUACCAAUGACUCUGCCUACUCUAACUUCUCUGCAACUGUAGAUAUUGUAGAAGGGAUGGUCAACAAAGGAAUUUAUGCCACCGAAAAGAAAGGAGUUACCUUUCUCUUCUUCGGAAGCUACCAAAACUCUUGCAUUAGUAACCCAGAAAUUUGUGGACCUGAAGGAGUAACAUUUUCUUUUUUCUGGAAGACUCAGGACCAGCAGGCUAAAUAUCCCCCAGCCUCCGGGGGACAGGUCAUUUCUAGUGGUUUUAAAAUCUGCUCCAGUGAAGGUGAAGGCUCUGUAGAAUUCUAUGCCCGUGGGAAUUCGAUGAAGUGGCAGGCGAGCUUCAGUCCACCAGGUCAUUACUGGACUCACAUUCUCUUCACGUGGAAAUCAAAAGAAGGACUGAAGGUCUAUGUGAAUGGAACUUUAAACACCACUGACCCAAAUGGGAAAGUUUUCUAUGAUUAUGGGGACCCUACAGCAAAUCUGCUGACUGGGACAGAGGGUGAUCAAACCAAACGCUAUGUGAAUGGAGCUUUCGAUGAAUUCAUCAUAUGGGAAAGGGCGCUUACCCCCGAUGAAAUUGAGCAAUACUUUACAGCUGCUAUUGGUGCACAGGCUUUACUUUCUUCAACAGCAUCAUGGUCCAUCAUGACCACUACAAGUACCGUGCUCUCCACAGAUGCCUAUCAUCCUAUCAUAACUAAUCUAACUGAGGAGAGAGGAAACUUUCAGUCCCCAAAUGCAAUGCUGCACUACCUGGAAAACAUAUCAAUCAGCUUGCCCAACAAAUCUCUGGUGGAAAAUACUGCCUUGAACCUGACAGAGGCUUUCCUGAAGGCUGUUGGAGAUGUUCUUUUAUUGCCCGACUGGGUUGAUACAUCAGUGUCUGUUUCUGUUGUGGGAGGCUUAAUUGAAACGAUUGACAAUGUGAUGGUGCAUAUGGCUCGCAAUCUGGAAGGAAUCCACCCAGCUGUAACCAUCGAGGGCACAUCAACUGUGGCAGAUUACUCUUUGGUCAAAAUGCCUCCUCAGACUCUGAAUUUGUCCCAUUACCGCUUCCCAUCUCAGGGAAAGAGUUAUAUUUCCAUCCCCAGUGAAGCAUUUCACAACAAAGCAUGGAUCACCAUCGUGGGCCUGCUUUACCACAACAUACAUUAUUACUUCCAUAACAUCAACCCUAUGGAAACCAAGAUUGCUGAAGCUACGGCUUAUAAAGGGUACAGGAUUUCAGCAACUAGCUAUCUUAUCUCCCUGAAAGUGGAACCUCCACCGACACUGUCUCAUAAUCUGUCAGGAUCUCCUCUGAUUACCAUUCAGCUCUCCCAUAAACUGACUCCCUGGCAAUAUAAUCAAGCAGUGAAUAAAAGCAACAAAGUUUACCUUUACUGCGCAUUUCUGGACUAUAGCAAUGGAAGUGGUGUCUGGUCUAAUGAGGGCUGCGUGCGUGAGAGUGGGGACCUCAACUACUCCGUCUGCCUUUGUAACCACCUCACCAACUUUGCCAUUUUGAUGCAAGUGGUACCCCUGAAGCUGACCAUUCAACACCAGGUGGCACUGUCAUCCAUCAGUUACAUUGGCUGCUCCCUGUCCAUCUUCUGCUUGACGAUCACGCUGGUCACCUUUGCUAUACUGUCGUCUGUCAGCACCAUCCGUAACCAGCGCUACCACAUCCAUGCCAACCUGUCCUUUGCCAUCUUAGUGGCUCAGAUCCUUGUUCUCAUCAGCUUUCAAUUCAACCCCGGGACAGUGCCAUGCAAAAUCUUGGCCAUUCUACUUCAUUUCUUCUUCCUGAGUGCUUUUGCUUGGAUGCUGGUGGAAGGAUUUCAUCUUUACAGCAUGGUGAUCAAAGUGUUUGGGUCAGAAGAGAGCAAGCAUUUAUAUUACUAUGGAAUUGGAUGGGGGUGCCCAUUGGUGAUCUGCAUCGUUUCUGCAACGUCAGCCACUGACAGCUACGGAGAAAAGGGCAAUUGCUGGCUUUCGCUGGAGAAUGGAGCAAUUUGGGCUUUUGUGGCUCCAGCCCUGUUUGUCAUUGUGGUCAAUAUUGGCAUUCUCAUUGCGGUCACAAGAGUCAUCUCAAGAAUCAGUGCAGACAACUAUAAGGUGCAUGGAGAUGCCAAUGCAUUCAAGCUGACAGCUAAGGCAGUUGCUGUAUUGUUGCCGAUCUUGGGAAGUUCAUGGAUCUUUGGCGUUCUAGCCGUCAAUGACCACACAUUAGUAUUUCAGUAUAUGUUUGCAGUAUUCAAUUCCCUGCAAGGUUUUUUCAUCUUUCUGUUUCACUGCCUUCUGAAUUCAGAGGUUAGAGCUGCCUUUAAACACAAAACCAAAGUGUGGUCCCUCACAAGCAGUUCGGUUCGAAACGUCAAUGUGAAACCCUUCAACUCUGACAUUAUGACCGGAAACAAACCAGGCACCACUCCUACAAAGCUGAACACCUGGGACAAAAGCACCAAUUCAGGCAAUAGGAUUGACCUAUCAGCUGUCUGACAUUAGACCCAGGUUCUCACCGAAAAUCAAGCCAUACAUUCAGGACCUCUGACAUAGUCUACCAGUAAUUUCUCACUGUUCAUGCCAGUCGGAACUGCUCUUCUAAUCACUGCCUAAUAAAUUGGAAAUUGCCAUAGUGUUUUAUUGAAUAUGUACAAUCAGUCCUCAUCUGCUUGCCUCUCCACUUACAAUUCAGUCUGCCACUUGGACAAGAGCAGUACCUGCAGAAUAACUAGCACAAAUAUACACUGGAUGGUUUUGUCAGUGAUGAUGAAAACAGUAGGUGUGGAAAGGUGAUUAUUCCUGUCGAAUUCAUUCUGGACUACAGGACUGAGGAAAGCUAACGUACCUCAGGAUGUUUUAUACUCUACAAAUGAAAUGUUUCCUACUGGGAUUUUGUAGUUGAGCUGGUUUUGUGUAGCAGUGCAUUCAUUCUGUUUACAUUUAAUAUUUUAAGUAACCCAAUUACCCCAGUAAAAUGUAUUCAGAACACAAACAGCCAACAGGCAUUUCAUUUGAAUUCUGUACGUGACCUGGAGGGAAAAAUGCAAGCUCCAACCAAUCAGACCAAAACACAGACUUGGGACUGUCAAAUCUGAUAUAACGUUGUAUCUGUGUCCCACAAACAGUGCAUGUAGCACACACUAGUCACACGCAUACACACACAGUUAACUUGUUAAGUAUUCCCUUUGACGUGGCAUCGAUAAAAGAUAUGUAUGCCUAAGAAUGUGCCGCACCAAUCCUCACUGCUAGUUUAGUUUGACUGGCGAUUUGUGUCUGCUGGCAUACUGCAAUACAAGGCAGUCGCCUGAAUCUUUCUGAUGCAAUCAACAGCUGUCCAUCAAGUGCAUUUUGCAAACAGACUUGACCUGUAGCUUUUCGAAAUCGAAAUCUGACUCUCUGACUUUAUCUUUCUCCUUUUUUCUGGUCAGACUGAGGCACUGAAGUCCAAACACAAAAAUGUAAUGCAACAAAAUACUGUGAAGGCAGCAAGACUGCGGAUGGGUCUUUGUAUGGUUAUCUACAGACAUAUUUUAAAUAGACCUCAAGACAGUCUCUUGUGUUUUAAAGUCUGCUCUGCAUUUUGCAGCUUUUGCUUUAAUAUCUUUAUGUGGGGGGUGAGGAAGGGGGAAUGACAUUUUUCAUUUAGCCCAAUGUCUUCCUGGUCCUUACAAACUAUGUCAGUGAGUAUUUAAUCCAUGGAAGUUUUGGGCACCAGUGCUAUAGUCAGCUAGCUUUGGGGGACAAGUUGGCUUUCUGGCAUGAAUACAAUCCUGAGAGCUCAAAGUAGCCAGGGACUAAUUUAUUCCCAAGGCUUAUUUAGCAAGAAGGCUCCCCAAAAUUCCCAUAAUUGGGGCUCACUGGAUAUCUCCUUUUCCCAGCCAUCUCUUUCCCACAUCCCCUAGGCAAAUCCUCUGGAAGCUUAUUCUGGUUUUCUUAAUGGUUUGUCCCACAAGAAUGGCACAGGAUAACUAGCAGAGGGGCUGAAGUAUUGAUCUAUCAUUUCAAAGUGUCUCUUACCCCUUAAUCAAAGGUUUAUAUAAAUUUCAGGCCAAUUGUGAUCUUCCUCAACUUUGUUUUGCUAUAGGUUCAGGGGACUGGGAUUUGCUGCUAUUAGGGACUGGGGCUUGAGGAUCCCUAGCAACACGCUGUUAGCAUUUUGCCAUUAAUAUGCCUCUGCAUGGGGAGAAUUUUUGUCUGAAGAACCAUAAAUUUAUAGAAGAAAGAGUUUCCAUGGGAACUGAAACUAAUUGUGAAUUUGGCUAAUAUCAUAUUUUCUCACAUACAACAUCUACCUUGCCUCCAAAACCAGCUGCUGACAAUUGGAGUGCACGCUAUAUGCAAGGAAAUGUGGUAAGAGCAGUUUCUGCUGCUUGCUUACCAGGAAAAAGUGAAACUAAAGUCUGCAUGGGGGCAAUGAGCAGGCUUGGCUCCCUGGCUGCUGCUACUCGGGUCCUUACUGCAACGAAAGAUGUAUGUACUUCAUUCUGUCUUUCAUAAACAAGGCACAUAUUUUAUCACAGACAUGUUAUAUGGGAGAAAAUAUGGUGGUCUGGGACGAAAAAAAGCUAAUAGGGAAGAGUUAGAGAAGGUCAAAAAAUUAUUUCAACAUUUUCAGACUGGAAUGUUUAAUUUUCAAAACCCAUAUAUAUUUCAUGUUCACUCUUUCAAACUGCAACUUUUGACUUUCUCAUUAAAAACGCAAAGGCCUGUACAGGCAGAGAGAGCUAAUAGUGUUUUACACUGCAAGAAACCCAAACUUUUCAGAUAUGAAUUAACACUUUUCUGUUAAAAU